Molecule: messenger RNA, 3128 nt
Organism: Myxocyprinus asiaticus (Chinese sucker)
Lineage: Eukaryota; Metazoa; Chordata; Actinopteri; Cypriniformes; Catostomidae
Product: transducin-like enhancer protein 1
Exons: 20
Coding region: 435-2834 (799 amino acids)
Biological process (GO): regulation of DNA-templated transcription; negative regulation of canonical Wnt signaling pathway
Cellular component (GO): transcription regulator complex; nucleus
Molecular function (GO): protein binding; transcription corepressor activity
Source: RefSeq, a predicted model, not a curated record
GCUCCUCUCCAAGAAAACAACUCGCAUGUCCCAUUGAAAACAGCUGAGGAUCCGAAAGGAAGGGGUUGUGUGAAAGGAGUGGGACAGUGAAGCAGACAAAAGAAGCUGCGGUUGCGUGAGCGUCGCGUCUUGGGAGCGCGAUAGCUGGCCGUCCAGUUUGUUUCUUUAUUAUUUCCAUCAGUAAAACACACACAGGGCGGGGGAGCACUGAAGGCCGAACGCAGAGGGACUCGAUACCGGACUGGGCUCAUCGUUACAUUGCGAGAUACCGCAGAACAAAGGGAGUCUCGAGCGAGGAAUGAGCGAACCGAGCCUGGCGCCACUGAAACAGGGCCAAAUGUUCUUGUGAGAGCAGCAAAGGCACACAAACUCAUCCGAAACAACAUUUAACAUCACUGGAAGACCCUCGAACCGCGACAGACCCGCUAUUCACAAUGUUUCCACAGAACCGCAACCCGGCACCUCUGCAGCCACCACCUGGGGCCUCGGCUUCAGCUGCAGCAGCAUCGGGGUCGACCCAACCUCUUAAACUCACCUACCCCGAGACCCUGGACCGCAUAAAGGAGGAGUUUCAGUUCCUACAGACGCAGUAUCACAGUCUAAAGUUGGAGUGUGAAAAGCUGGCCACGGAGAAGACGGAAAUACAGAGACAUUAUGUCAUGUACUAUGAAAUGUCCUACGGCCUAAACAUAGAGAUGCACAAACAGACUGAGAUCGCCAAACGGCUGAAUGUGAUCUGUGCCCAGCUUAUUCCAUUCCUGUCACAGGAGCAUCAGCAGCAGGUGGUCCAAGCCAUGGAGCGUGCCAAACAGGUGACUAUGGGGGAGUUGAAUGCGUCGAUAGGGGUACGUGGACUCCCCCCUCUGCCUCCCACACAACAGCUGCAGGCCCAGCAUCUUUCCCAGCAUGCGGCCCAGGGGCUGCCCAUGGCCCCUCACCCCUCCGGACUGUCUCACCCGGGCCUGGCUCUGGGGGGUAGCUCUGGGCUGCUGGCUCUUUCUGGGGCCCUUGGGGCCCAGCUGGCCUCUAAAGACGAGAGAGCCCAUUUGGAGGCUGUGGCGGCGGCCGCCGCUGCUGAACACCACAGAGACUGGACGCGGGGACGUUUACCUGCCCUUCCCAUGAUCCCCAUAGACCGUGAACCUGGACCAAGUUCCCUCUCAAAUGGAGACAAAGGCAGGCCUUCAGACUAUCUCAGCAAUGGCAAAAAGAGAAAAGCAGAUGAGAAGGAGUUUAUGACAGACUACGGCAGUGACGUGGAGAAGAGUGAUGAUAAUUUGGUUGUCGACGAGGACCCUUCUUCUCCACAUAGUGUACAGUCGUACUCCUCCAGAGAGAAUGGAUUGGAUAAACUCCCACCCUCCCGUAAGGAGCCUCUGCCCCAGGCCAGUCCGACCUCGCUGGCUUCCUCCAGCAGCGCUGCUUCCCCCUCACGCAGCAAGGAUCCUCCUCCGAGAGAGAAGUCUAGCACUCCAGGCAUGAAGCCUGGCACGCCCAUGUCCCAGGAGUCAUCCACACCAGGUCCCAGUGUCCCUCCGCAGUUUCGCCCUGUUCCUGGCAAACCCAGUGUUGACCCUCUUGCAUUAGGCUUAAGGAACCCAUUGGUGGUGCAGGGCGCAUACCCCCCUGGUGCAUUCGGUCUGCCUCCGCCCGGGGUAAAUGGGGAGUUGGCUGGAGCCGUGGGAUACGGUGCUGGUCUCCACCUCGUCUCACCACAGAUGAAUGGCUCAGCCGCUGCAGCCGCCGCGGCUGGAUACGGACGCUCACCUGUGGUGGGCUACGAGUCUCCUCAUCCCCAUAUGAGAGUCCCAGGUUUACCUGCGAGUCUGCAGUCUGCUGCUUCUGGAAAACCUGCAUACUCGUUCCAUGUGAGUGCAGAUGGUCAAAUGCAGCCGGUGCCUUUCCCUCCUGAUGCCCUCCUCGGACCUGGCAUCCCGCGGCAUGCCCGUCAGAUCCACACCCUCAGUCAUGGAGAGGUGGUGUGUGCGGUCACCAUCAGCACCUCCACACGUCAUGUCUACACCGGUGGGAAAGGCUGCGUUAAAGUGUGGGACAUCAGCCAACCGGGCAGCAAAAGCCCAAUGGCCCAACUCGACUGUUUGAAUAGAGACAACUACAUCCGCUCAUGUAAGCUCCUCCCAGAUGGGCGGACCUUGAUAGUUGGAGGUGAAGCCAGCACGCUGUCGAUCUGGGACUUGGCCACACCCACACCGCGCAUCAAGGCUGAAUUAACUUCCUCGGCUCCGGCCUGCUAUGCUUUGGCCAUCAGUCCAGACAACAAGGUCUGUUUCUCCUGCUGUAGUGAUGGAAACAUUGUGGUCUGGGAUCUGCACAACCAAACACUUGUCAGGCAGUUCCAGGGCCACACAGAUGGAGCCAGUUGUAUCGACAUCUCCAAUGAUGGGACCAAAUUGUGGACAGGGGGUCUGGACAACACUGUGCGCUGCUGGGACCUGAGAGAGGGCCGACAGCUCCAGCAGCAUGACUUCACCUCACAGAUCUUUUCUCUGGGUUACUGUCCUACGGGAGAGUGGCUUGCAGUGGGAAUGGAGAGCAGUAAUGUGGAAGUGCUGCAUGUCUCCAAGCCAGAUAAAUACCAGCUGCAUCUUCAUGAGAGCUGCGUUCUCUCACUCAAGUUUGCCUACUGUGGUAAAUGGUUUGUGAGCACAGGCAAAGAUAAUCUACUGAAUGCAUGGCGAACUCCAUAUGGAUCAAGCAUAUUCCAGUCCAAGGAAUCAUCCUCCGUUCUCAGCUGUGACAUCUCCCCUGACGACCAGUUUAUUGUCACUGGCUCAGGAGACAAGAAAGCUACUGUGUAUGAAGUCAUUUACUAAAAUGAAUGUGUUUGGAUCGCUGUUCGUUAAAAGAAAAGCUGAUUGCUUGAGGAGACCAGAUUCAUCAUUAUUUUGCCUCUGAAUUGGGAGACAGAAGAUGUGACAUGGACAUGAAUAUGGACUUGGGAGACAGCUGAACUUUUUGUUUGACUUCCGUUUGGAACGACGGACUCCAGGAUCAGACGGGAUCUCCAGAAAUGACCUUGUUUUUUAAUGCUGUGAGAGAGCUAGUAGUCUAGCUUCAAAAACAUGGGAUUUCUCCAAAGACCUCCUUUCUUUUUUUUUUUUUUUUUU